CUCCUUCUACUAUCACCUCUCUCCUCUUACUCCUUCUUUUAAACUCCUCGUUCGCGCUCGUAAACAGAACCGUCAAUAUCAUUACGAUGCAGUUCACCAUGACCACCUUCCUCCCCACCUUCUUCGCGUUCGCGAUCCUCACUCUCACCUCGCUUGUCGCCGCCCAAACCACUCAAACCAUCCGCUACGACACAAACUAUGACACGUCCUCCAACUCCCUCUCAACCGUCGCUUGUUCCGACGGCACGAACGGUCUCCUCACCAAGGGCUACAGCACCUUCGGCUCCCUCCCCGACUUCCCUUACAUCGGAGCGGCCGGUGCCGUCGAGGGUUGGAACUCGGCGAGCUGUGGAACUUGUUGGAGGUUGACGUACACCCCUAGUUCGGGAACGAGCUACAGUGUGGUGGUUUUGGCGAUGGAUCAUGCGGAUGACGGGUUUAACAUCUCCGAGGAGGCGUUGAACGAGUUGACGGGUGGACAAGCAGAGGCGGCGGGGACUGUGCAGGCGACUGUGGAACAGGUUGAUGCGAGCGAGUGUGGGUUGGCGUAAUGAAACGAAAUUAUUAUCCGCUUGACACACUGCUUUGGACCUUUGCUUUGAACUUCUCUUUUGGUUGUUGUGCCUCUCAUGGACCUCAUCACGGACUUCAUCACGGACUAUAAUUUGACUCACGGACCUCACAUCUACGAUGCAUUCUUUUGCAGUCUCUUUCGUUCUAAUAAAAU
This is a messenger RNA of Stereum hirsutum FP-91666 SS1, 727 nucleotides long. RefSeq names its product Cerato-platanin. Bases 99 to 551 code for a protein of 150 amino acids. The record is from RefSeq and is a predicted model, not a curated record. The transcript has 2 exons. Lineage: Eukaryota; Fungi; Basidiomycota; Agaricomycetes; Russulales; Stereaceae.